Molecule: messenger RNA, 1791 nt
Organism: Magnusiomyces paraingens
Lineage: Eukaryota; Fungi; Ascomycota; Dipodascomycetes; Dipodascales; Dipodascaceae
Exons: 1
Coding region: 1-1791 (596 amino acids)
Biological process (GO): protein N-linked glycosylation
Cellular component (GO): endoplasmic reticulum membrane
Molecular function (GO): alpha-1,2-mannosyltransferase activity
Source: RefSeq, a predicted model, not a curated record
AUGGCACAACCACCACAAAACCGAUACGUUCUAUCCCAACCAGUGUUCCGCGCACUGCUUGCUGCCCGACUGGUUUCUGCCAGUUUGGCGCCGAUCCUCGAUUGCGAUGAGGUCUUCAAUUACUGGGACCCCACGCACUACCUGACGCACGGAUUUGGACUACAAACGUGGGAGUAUUCGCCAGUCUAUGCCAUCCGCAGUUGGGCCUACGCCGGGCUCCACGCGCUUAUUCUUGAAACAGGCCGCCACGUGUUUGUACCGAUCCUGGCGAAGUUUGGCGGUUCCGAUGGAGCCGCAGAGUCUGUGGCAUUAUUCUACUUUCUUCGUAGUGUCUUUGCCAUCGUCGCAGCCAUCGCAGACACUAAAUUAUACCUUACAAUCAAGGAACAUAUCGACCCGGUAAUGCUCCCGGAAAAACAGGACUGGUACGACGUCUUGGCUAGCCCGUCGUCGAUUUACACAGUACUUACACUUACAGCAACUGCCAUGUUCCACGCAUCGGUUGCAUACCUGCCCUCAUCGUUUGCUAUGGUCUGCACCACGUUUUCCUUGGUUUACCUGGUCCGCUAUGUCACUUCAAGCGACUCUGCCGAUCUUGCAAAGGCUGCAGGUCGUGGGCUUUCCUGGAUUGCUGUUGGUGCCAUUGUUGGCUGGCCAUUUGCGCUGGCCAUUGGUGGUGUUUGGGCUGUGCAUGUAGCACUUGGCUGGCUCACGUUUGGCUGGCCCAUUUCUAACCACUUUUCCCAGUUUCUUCCAGCAGUCGUGCGGCCCGCUCUCAAAGUGGUCGUGCCCAUCACCGCUGCCAUUGUGGCUAUUGAUUCUUACCUCUACGGCAAGCUGACAAUUGUACCAUGGAACAUUGUGGCAUAUAAUGUUCUACAAGCAGACGCCACAUCCGGGCCAGACAUUUUCGGAACAGAGCCGUGGCACUAUUACCUGCAAAACCUUGCGCUCAACUUGAACUUUGGUCUUCUCUUUGCUCUGGUAUCGCCACUGGCUGUUCUUCUCAAUAAACCUAACCGGCCAGUCCGCUGGGCGCUUCUCCUGGCGCCGUCAUUUAUAUGGCUUGCCAUCUUUACCGCGCAGCCACACAAGGAAGAACGGUUCAUGUAUGUGUCAUAUUCUUCGUUUCUUCUAAAUGCCGCCAUUGGUUUGUCCUCCAUCAUCAGUUUCAUUUCCAGAAUAGUCCCAAUGUCCAAGUUACUUGUCAAAACCAGUCUUGUUUUUAUCGGAUUGACUGCCUUUAUUCUUGUUUCCGUUUCCCGGUCGGCUGCCUUGGCCACGUAUUACCGUGCGCCCGUGGAAAUCUUUUCCAAAGUAUCCACGCUCAAUGUUCAUAAACCAACCACGGUAUGUGUGGGACGCGAGUGGUACCGAUUCCCGUCGUCGUAUUUCUUGCAAGACAAUAUGCGGCUCAAGUUCAUCUCGAGCGGAUUCGAUGGAUUAUUGCCUGGAAGUUUCCGCGAAGAUAAUGGAUACAGUGGGAUCUGGGAGGUCCCGGAAGGCAUGAACAACCGUAACAAGCGCGACCCAGGCAAAAUCGUGCCAAUUUCAACGUGCAAUUAUGUGGUGGAUUCUACCUAUCCUGUGGAUUCCGAGGCUGGGGAAAUUAACUUUUCAAAUGAUACCGAUUGGCAACAAAUCGAGUGCUUUAAGAUGCUUGAUUCCGGAGCAUCUACAGGGAUCCAGCGGAUUUUGUACAUCCCGGAAGACCUCGAGCCUAUAGUCAACCAGCUCGCUCCCAGCAAUCUUGUGUGGACGGACUUGUGUCUCUAUAAACAAUUAAAUUAA